AUGUUUUCACUCGGGUCUCACUCUGCUGACGAUGUCGUUGUCGAUGUUGCCGUGUGCACAAAAAUGCACAAAACGCCAGCGAAGAGCGCGUCAAACGCUCCUACUCCCAGGAUGAGGCUUCUCUGUGCGGCCGCGGCCCUGGCCGCGGUCUUCACUUUGACGCGAGAAGCGGCCUUUAGUCAGCCUUCGUCUCUGCGCGGGCACUCGCCAAGCUUUCAGCCAGUGCGUGGCGAGAUACAUGGUGCCGAAAGCCGAUUUGUUGGACAAUCGUACAAUUUCGGAAGCACUGUUGCCGUCCCUGGAUGUGCUCUGGGUCUCGCACUCGUUACGUUGAUGGCCAAGAAGGGAUGGAGAUUGAAGUCCCGAGCCAAAUGGCGCAAAGCAGUCAAUAGUCAAAAUCGAGGACGCGUUGGUUACAGGGCGGACAGACGGCCACCUCUCUUUGGACCCGAAAAGCCACCGCACGAGGGGAAGCGAAUCUACCACUAUUACUGCAACAAGAUCUACAAGGUGAUCCGAUUCUCGGCCGCUACCGAUGUGGCUCCGGCCAGUGCUAGUCAGGUGGGCUCGGAUUGGAUUCAGCAAAAGUUUGCGGCGUGGUUCCCUACCCGGGCACCUGGAUUUUCUGGAAAGAUGGCCUCUGCCGUGUGCUUUUCUAUGUGUGCCUUGCUUUUCUGCUACCGUUUCACUGCUUGA
Molecule: messenger RNA, 696 nt
Organism: Symbiodinium sp. CCMP2592
Lineage: Eukaryota; Dinophyceae; Suessiales; Symbiodiniaceae
Source: the annotation of a GenBank genome assembly